This is a messenger RNA of Aspergillus heteromorphus CBS 117.55, 1070 nucleotides long. Its product is annotated as putative gamma-cysteine synthetase regulatory subunit. Gene Ontology annotation, cellular component: glutamate-cysteine ligase complex. Gene Ontology annotation, molecular function: enzyme regulator activity; glutamate-cysteine ligase catalytic subunit binding. Lineage: Eukaryota; Fungi; Ascomycota; Eurotiomycetes; Eurotiales; Aspergillaceae. Bases 26 to 949 code for a protein of 307 amino acids. Gene Ontology annotation, biological process: glutathione biosynthetic process. The transcript is spliced from 2 exons. The record is from RefSeq and is a predicted model, not a curated record.
CCCCCCCCCCCCCGAGACAGCCACCAUGAAGCUCAUCCUCUCCACCUCCAACAUCAUGAUAAGCGGCGAGACAGUGAUCCGACAUCUGACCGAAAAGUCCAACGUCGAGCUGAUCAACUCGCUGCGCGACAACUUCCUCGCCGCGCAACAAUCCUCCACCACCGCCACCACAACCACCACCCCCUCCUCCCUCCCAACCUGGACAAAACAAGACAACGACACCCUAUACAUCCCGACAGCCUCUUUCGCGCACGGCCUGUCCGAAGAACGCCCCCAAUACGACAUCACCGUGAAACUCUUCUACCUGCCCGGGAUCCCUGCGUCGCGCCGAUGCGCACACACCCGGGAAGCCAUCGAUCUCGUCCUCAAAGAACUGCACGUCGACUCAAUCGACCUCCUGAUCGUCUCGUUCCCGGGGAUCCUCUUCGACGCAGACGACGACAGCGAGGAAGAGACACUCUCGGACACCGGGAGCGAAGAGCCGGACGACUUCGACAACAUGAUCCAGACAUGGCGCACGCUGGAAGAACUACACGCGAAAGGCAUGAUCUCGCAACUCGGCGUCGCAGAGUUCGGGAGCGAGCGACUCGCACGCUUCCUGCCGCAUACCAGCGUCAAGCCGUCAGUGAAUCAGAUCAAUCUGAAGGAUUGCUGCGUGGUGCCGAAGUCGUUGAUCCUGUAUGCCCGGCAGGAGAAGAUCCAGCUGUUGACGCAUAAUGAUUGUAUGGAUAUUCUGCCGGUCGGGACGACGAGGGAGUUGUUGGGGCCCGGGGAGCGCGGAGCGGGCAUUUUGGCGUCCGCGCCCGAUGCGACGGAUGGGGUGCAGGGGCAUGUCGAGCCCCAGUGGGUGGUUAAGUAUACCGCUGUGGUGAAGGAUCGGGGCGUCGUCGAGAAUAAGGGGUAUUUUGCCCUUGCGGAUGUGGGGAGUUGUGUGCAGGAGAGGUCGUAGCCUGUCAGCUGUCUGGCUGUCUUGGAAUAUAAGUAUACUGCAUGGUGGUUGCACGGCGCGGCGUUAGUUCGUUUCAUUUCUAUAUCUGAUGUCUAUUACGAAUACAUGAUACAUCCACUGU